Messenger RNA from Fopius arisanus, 1540 nucleotides. It is a transcript of the gene eIF3e, whose product is annotated as eukaryotic translation initiation factor 3 subunit e. Bases 105 to 1418 code for a protein of 437 amino acids. The transcript has 4 exons. Lineage: Eukaryota; Metazoa; Arthropoda; Insecta; Hymenoptera; Braconidae. Gene Ontology annotation, molecular function: translation initiation factor activity. Gene Ontology annotation, cellular component: nucleus; cytoplasm; eukaryotic translation initiation factor 3 complex. Gene Ontology annotation, biological process: translational initiation. The record is from RefSeq and is a predicted model, not a curated record.
ACCCUAAGUUGGAACCCCCGUCGUCGCCUUGACGGUUCCUUUUGACGGCGUUCUCGCCUUGUUCGUGUGGUUAGCGUCAUAUUUUUGAUAAUUUCAUUACAAUCAUGGCGAAAUUCGAUUUGACAUCGAAGAUUGGACAGUACCUAGACCGGCACUUGGUUUUUCCACUCCUGGAAUUUCUCUCAGCUAAAGAGAUUUAUGACGAGAAUGAAUUGCUCCACGCCAAACUGGCUAUCCUUAGCAAAACCAAUAUGAUUGAUUAUGCCAUCGAUAUCAGGAUGCAGCUGUAUCCAAAUGUGGAGGUUCCAGAGACGUUGAAGUCUCGACGUGCAGUGGUUGUGCAAGAACUCGGAGUACUCCAAAAUAGUGUAUCCGUUGUUGUAUCGAUAAUGAACAACGAGAAGGCCAUGAAGAAGAUGGAGGAAAUGAGGGAUUCAAAAGCUCUGAAUAAUUAUUUAACCCAAGAAUUAGAUUUCCAAAUUGAGAUGUUGGAUAAUCUUGUUAAAUUGGCUAAAUACAGAUACGAGUGUGGAAAUUACUCCAUUACAACGUCUUAUUUAUACUUCUAUAUGCUCAUCAUGCCACCUACAGACAAAAAUUACUUGAACGUACUGUGGGGUAAACUAGCCUCGGAGAUUCUAGCCCAGAACUGGGAUACAGCUCUUGAGGACGUUAACAAGCUACGAGAAUACAUUGACAGCAAUGUCAUUGGCAAUUCACUGCAAGUCCUCCAGCAACGAACCUGGUUGAUCCACUGGAGUCUCUUUGUAUUCUUCAAUCACGCAAAAGGCAGGGAUCUGAUAAUUGAAAUGUUUUUGUACCGCCCUCACUACCUCAACGCCAUCCAGACAAUGUGUCCACACAUACUACGUUAUUUGGCAGCUGCUGUUAUUGUGAACCGCUCUAGACGUUCCACACUCAAGGAUCUCGUCAAAGUCAUUCAGCAGGAGUCCUACACGUAUCGUGACCCCAUCACAGAGUUCCUGGAGCAUCUCUACGUGAAUUUUGAUUUUGAUGGAGCUCGUCAGAAGCUCCAGGAGUGUCAGACAGUAGUAUUCAAUGAUUUCUUCCUCAUAGCCCUUCUCAAUGAAUUUGUGGAGAACGCUAGGCUCAUGAUCUUUGAGACAUUCUGCAGGAUCCACCAGUGCAUCUCCAUUGGAAUGCUCGCAGAGAAACUCAAUAUGAAGGCUGACGUCGCUGAAUGUUGGAUUGUCAAUCUCAUUCGUAAUGCCCGGCUUGAUGCCAAAAUUGACAGCAAACUGGGACAUGUCGUGAUGGGAGGACAGCCUGCCUCACCUUAUCAGCAACUUGUCGAGAAGAUUGAGACGCUGAGUGUCAGGAGCGAAGCUCUGGAGAACCUGAUCGAAAGGAAAUUAAAAGCUAAAAAUCAGGAACCUGUCAGCAUUGUGUGGAAUUAGACGGAAGGUAAUUUUCCUGGGAGUUUUAUAACCUGAGGCGUUAAUUUAAGAUUGAGGAUGUGGAAUUAUGAAGAGAACGAUGAUUGUCGUAAUAAAUGAAUUUUUAUCUGUACAACUGAAAA